Synchiropus splendidus (mandarinfish) is the source of this 6207-nucleotide messenger RNA. RefSeq names its product anoctamin 10b (gene ano10b). Gene Ontology annotation, cellular component: plasma membrane. The transcript is spliced from 15 exons. Gene Ontology annotation, biological process: chloride transmembrane transport. Bases 1124 to 3466 code for a protein of 780 amino acids. Gene Ontology annotation, molecular function: chloride channel activity. Lineage: Eukaryota; Metazoa; Chordata; Actinopteri; Syngnathiformes; Callionymidae. The record is from RefSeq and is a predicted model, not a curated record.
CGAGGUGCAUGAGUGGGUGUCGUGAGCGAGUGGAUUUCUCGUACUUUAUUUCAUUUUGUAUUCAUCAAUAAAUAGUAAAUUCACGGGUGUAUUGUUUAUAGAUCACAUUAGCGUUUCACUUUGGUGUCUUUCUGUGGGCUGUUUGGUGGGUUACGGGUUUGAACUCCUGGUGUGGGCGUCUCGCCGGCCGCGUGGCUCACGCCAUGGCUAGCCCGGAGUUCAGAUCUCUAACCCGCAAACACGGGAUAAAAGUCACUGCCACUUUCCCCUGCAGCGUGGAGGACAUUAGUCUGGCUGUGGGGGAGAAGGUCGGGCACAGCAGCAUAAGAUCGGCUGCUCGGAUGAACAGUGGCGUGGUUAUAUUCCUGGACCGGGUGGAUAAGGUGAACCGUGUGGUGGAGUCGGGAGUCGCCGUCAACGGCUGCUUCGUGACCGUGCAGCCGCUUGCGCUGCCGGCCACGAAGAUAGUUCUUUCCAACGUCCCUCCCUUCAUCACUGAUGAGUUUCUGACCAAGGAGCUGUCCAGACAUGGGAAAGUGGUGUCACCGAUCCGUAAGAUCCUGUCUGGAUGUAAGUCUCCGCUGCUGAAACACGUCGUGUCUCACCGCCGACAGCUCUACAUGAUACUCAAUAACCGGGGAGAGGAGCUCAACCUCCGAUUCCUGGUGAGAGUAGAUGAUUACGACUACACGAUCUAUGCCAGUUCGGCGGUGAUGAAGUGUUUUGGUUGCGGAGAGGAGGGACACACGGUGGGCUCCUGUCCGAACCGCGGUGAGCCACACACACCUGGUCCAACACGCGCGGCCCGCUCGGCCGGCGCUCCGGCCGCCGCCGGGAGAGCCGCGUCAUCCGGGCAGCCGGUUGCGGCUCCCCGGACACUCCGGGGAACGUCAGCGGCUGUGUCCGACCGGGACCGGGAUAAGGGGUAGGACCCAGCAGUGACAGGCAUCAGGGAGGAGUCAGCUGGUAAAGCGUCCACACCCUGCAGUUCCUGAACUUCUCGUGCAUUCUUUUCUCUCUCUCGCUCUCCCUCCCUCCCACUCUCUCUCUCACACACACACACUCAGUGGUGCGCACAAACACACCCGCAGGAGGCAGCGAGGAUCCAGACUCUGGCUGCACCAUGAGCCAGGCCGCUGGAGACGCAGAGAAGUUCAGCGGGGAGGCGGAGUCUCUCGGGAGUCUGGGUGGGCCGGGCUGGACCAAAGUCAGCUGCCCCUGCUGCAUGUCGGAGCGGGUGGAGCCGCUGGUGCUGCUGAGGCUCGGGGAGAAGGUCCGACCCGAAACCAAGCGCUGGAUCAUGCGACUGAUUGGGACGCCGCAGAAGGACGGAGGGGCGGCGCUGCUGGCCCACCCCGGGGAGGACGCAGGCGGCGACAUCAUCGUGGUGGCCGCCCCGCGCUGCACGCUGCUGCGCGCCGCGGAGGAGCUGGGGCUGUGCCGGACGACCCGCAGUGGAGACAUGGAGGCCUUCUCUUACCAUGACAGAGAGCGAUUCAGAGACUCGGACAACAUGGCCUCCUUCCUCACGCUGGCGGAGAGGCAGCACGUGGUCAGGUAUGAGCUGGAGGGCCUCCGCGCUCAGAGGGACCUGAGGGUCCCGGGUCUGCCCGAGAACUGCACGCUGCAGAACAGAGACAACAUCUGGCAGAAGCUGCAGUCAGCUGGAGUCGUCCUGGACACCUUUCCUCUGCACGACCAGAAGAAGCUCCGCGAGCUGAGAGAGGCCUGGUACAGUGGCAACCAGCUGGUGCAGCCGCUGGACUCGGUGAACGAGUACUUUGGCAGCACGGUGGCCUUCUACUUCAGCUUCCUGGACUUCUACACACUGUCUCUGCUGCCGCCUGCCCUGCUGGGUCUGACCAUCACCUACUUCUCAGGUGAAGUCCAGAAGGAGAUGACCGAGUCCAUGUCCGGCUCUCCGGCCGACAGCCACGAGGACGACUCCGGGCUGGCGGUCAGCGGUCACAUGGUCCAGGCGGCCUUCAGCAUGCUCUGGUCUACGGUGGUCAUGGAGCUAUGGAAGCGGCGCAGCGCCUCCCUGUCCUACCGCUGGGGAACCUUCCACCUGGCCGAGCGCUUCGCUGAACCCCGGCCCUCCUUCCACGGCGACCUCGGGGUGAACCCGGUCACUGGGCGUGUGGAGCCGCUGUUUUCUGAGUGGCAGCGAGACCUAAGAAUGGCACUGGUGUCUGUCCCGGUCGUGGGCCUGUUCCUAGGUAUGGAGCAUGGAAUCUUGCUCUGUCAGUGGGUGUCACCGGCCUGGAGUGCCAAUCUGACUUUGGCUCGAGAGGCUCUCACAGUGGCAUGUGCUACGACGGUGUCAUCCACUGUAACCUCUGAGAAUGGCACGCAUAACUUUGAGAACGACACAUGCCACAGUGAGAGUGGCACAUGCCACAGUGAAAGUGGCACAUGCCACAGUGAGAGUGGCACAUGCCACAGUGAAAGUGGCACAUGCCACAGUGAGAACGACACAUGCCACAGUCCUUCCUUUAAGCCCCUCCCUCCUCUACUCUCAGGUCUGGUGGUCUUCGGGAUGAUGUGUUUCUACUGGGGGGAGGCCCAGGUGCAGCAGCUGCACCAGGACUGGGACUCCAUGUUGUCCCAGACGCUCCUUUACAUGCCGUCAGUCCUUCACAUCGUGUACACCAACAUGCUGGCCACCGUCUACAAGAUAGUGGCUCAGUCUCUGACUGAGUUCGAGAACCACAGAGAGGAGUCGGCUUUCCAGAACCACCUGACGGGAAAAGUCCUGGUGUUCACCUUCUUCAACUACUUCGCCGUUCUCUUCCACAUCGCUUUCUUCAAACAGGACGUGCCUCUGCUGAGAAAGCGUCUGGCCUCCCUGCUGGUCAUCACCCAGCUGGUGAACCAGGUGACGGAGGUGGUCAUUCCCUUCCUGGUGGAUCGCUUCCUCAGCGCCCCCCACAGGACGGAGAGGGAAGACGACCCGGAGGAGGACAAGUUCAGGAAUCAGAUCUCUCUCCCGGUCUUCCCCGGUCUGUUCGCCGAGUACAUCGAGCUCCUGGUCCAGUUCGGGUACCUGAGUCUCUUCUCCUGCGUCUACCCACUGACCGCCGUCCUGCUGCUCAUCAACAACCUGACCGAAAUCCGCUCCGACGCCUACAAGAUCUGCAACCUCUUCAGGAAACCCUUCUCUCCUCCGGCGGCCAACAUGGGCGUGUGGCAGGUGGCCUUUGAGGUGCUGAGCUUCGUGUCGGUGGUGUCCAACUGCUGGCUGCUGAUCCUGUCUCCGCCACUGCAGGCGGCCUGUCGGGACAGCGGCCUGAGCGGCGCGCAGGUGCUGCUGCUGGCAGUCGGUGUGGAGCACCUUCUCAUCAUCGUCAAGGGGAUCCUGGCGGUACUGAUCCCGGACGAGCCGGGCUGGAUGAAGAAGAAGCAGGACCAACUCGAGUUCAAGUCCAUGGAGGCUCUGAGGCAGCAGAAACUGACGGAAACCUGACGUCGCCAGUGGAGACACCGCCCCCCGCUCCCGUCUGCAGCGUCCGCACGUCCACUGCGAGGGCUUCUGUGUUUCUGCAUCGCCGCGCUGCGCAUCUCUGCACGUGCAGGUGCGGGUUUGUCGCUGACUGACCUGCACGGUUUCCAGUGUUUCCAUCGCACUGACAAGGACUUCACCUGAAGGACGCACACGCUGUUCACGCUAUUUCAUGAAGAUUAUCCGAGUGGGUGGGAGGGGGUGGGGGGAGCAGAUGGGGGUUCACUGUGGAGACAGGUGCUACAGAGUUUCAGUCCAAAGCCAGAGGUUCCAGCAGGAACACAGUCAGAGAAGAAGGUCUCAGUGAGGGUCAACAACAAGCCCAGAUGGAGACAGGCUGAGGCCACCUGCUGGACCUGAUGGAGCCAGCGGUUUCAGACAGUGGGGGAAGAUCAGGAGAAGGAGGAGUCAAAUCUGCUGGCAAUGAUGAUGAAGAGGACCAAGACGAAGUUGUUGUACACAGUCGAGACUCUGGCAGAGGUGAGAGGAAGAAUCUGGAACGACCAAAGACUCUGGUGGCGAGGACGAGGAGGAGGAGCUUAAGGCCAGGUUGGACGAGGCGCGGCGAGUCUGAGGAGCAGUCUGAAGGAAGCUUCACACCAAACUAACUUCCACUGGGUCUUGGUUUCUCCAGUGACCGCCUCGUCCUCACCCGCUCCCACAUCGUAGCGCAACAGUCACGCACCGCCACUUUAGCUGCCAGUCAGCUGCUUCCAUCGCUUAAAUCCCGUUUGGUGUCAACGUUGCGUUACCAGGAGCCGAGUGUCACAAACGCUCGUCCGAGUCAACCUCAGUCCUGGUGACAUUUGUGUUGAAGACGUAUUUAUUUGGAAAAUGACGUUCAUGACAAUGAAGGGCUCAUGUUCUGGCGAAGUCAUGUGACCCCCUGUUCCUGUGUGGCUGGUGUGAGCUUGGUGUGAUAUAUAUAUAUAUAUGUAUAUAAACUGAUCUCAGCAAAGAAUCAUGACGAUACGACUCAUGACACAUCUGUCGACAGCAGAGGCUACGACUUCGGUUCCUGACUAGACAAUAAUUCGACAGUCGCUUGUCUCCCAGUUGAAGUUUGACUAUGAUGUGUGAAUACUUGAACAUCCACUUAAAAAAUACAUUUAUUUCAAUAAAUUCACACAAGUAUUCACACAUAGUGUUGGAAGAUCAGGAAUGCAUGAAAACGAAAGGAAUAUUCGAUUGUUAAAGUGCAAUGAAUUUUAUAUUUCAUGAAAGAAAAUAGAUAUUUCUGAAGUUUAAGAUUUUAUGUUUUAUAAAUAGGUCAUCGAAAGUGAUUCUAGAGAACGAGAGAAGGCGAAAACAUUCCAUUAUGAAAUGAAAUCAUAAUGGAAAACAACGUCACGUUAAAAAAAAUCGAAAUGAAAAGAAAAUACGACGCCAUUUUAUUUUCCGAACGCAGCAAAUCUGAAGUUUUAAAUAAAUAAAAGCAGUUGAAGCGAAUUGGUCCCCAUCAGGGGGCGCUGUUUCCUCACCAGUAAAUGGAAGUUUGACGGUUAAGUCGUAAACAUCACCUUGAUGUGGUUCAGUCCCGCCUCAGAGGAAUCACACACUGAACACGAUAUUCACGGUCGUUUCCGUUUAAUAAAUAAAUAGAGAAUCAAGGCAACAGGAAGUGGCGAGCGGGUCAGUAGAUCAGCAACAGACUGCAGCGAAUUCCGGCCUCGCUUGUCCACCGGGUCCAAACAGGAAGCAGGUUAAACACGUUUCUGCACUCCCGGCUGUCUUCACCCAGCCAGCGAGGAGACUGGUCGACUUUUAUUUUGAAACCGGAGGUCUAGAGUUUUCCUCUGAAAAGAGGCAAACCAAAUUGUGUAAGGCGACAGUGACCGACCUUUAAGGACGUGCUUUAACACGUGUGUUGUCUUAAGUGAAAGCUAACCCACAUUUUUGGCUUCAUUUAAAUGGCGAUGAAGCGGAAGUAACUUAAGCUAACUUCACGAUGAAGUGUGUGGCAGAAAAAGGAACAAAUUCUACUUGAGUCGAGAAUUAAGGAACAGCUUCUACAAAAGUAGCGCUGAGUGGAUCAAAUAAACUGCCUUCGGCAAAGAAUAUUAUAUAAUAUAUCAUCCCAUUUAAAGAAACGUUUUAGGUCGGUUUCAAAAUAAAGGUCGUGGACUACAGCAAAGACAUGAGGUUGAGUGAAAAUAAAAGCUGUGAAUGAACCGAUCUGAGGAGCUUUGUGAGCAAGGUUGACAACACAUCAGGAAUGGACAUGCAGCUAGGUCCUUCAUGAGAACAUCAGUCAUGUGAUCAACAGCUUCGCGGAUGUGACAUGAGGCAGAUGGUUCUAAAAAAAACAAAACAAAAAAACAAUGGAAGACCAGCAUCCCACGGUCCAGUUCACAUCGUGACACGUGAACUUGUGCAUCAGUCGCUCAUCACAGAGUCACAGUCUCCUGGUGUCGGAGAGAAGUCGUGAAGCAGAAGCUGGUUGAGAGGCGGUGAAGAGAAGACGAGGCCCCCGAGUGAGUCCCUCAGAACCAUGUGUAGCUUAUGUUGGUCAGAUCGAGCAUCUGCACGAGACGACAUGCUCCAUGUCGUCUGGUCAGUGCUCCCUAGAGCCCCCCAGUGGCCACUACAUUUACAACUUGUUUUCCCGGGACCUUUUUUUUUACAGAGAGCUCGUCUUCAGCGGUGCUAACCAGUGAAACUAGUCAACAUCUAUUCCACUAGUCCAGUUUAACUAGUCGGUAAAU